GGAGGAGGGGGCGGGGUCGGAGUCGUUGUUGCCCGGCGACUCCCUGUCUCUCCUUCCCUCCCUCCUGCUCCUCUUUUUCCUUUCCUUUUCCUCCCGCUGCGGCCCCUCCCCUCGCUUUCCCAGUGUUUCGCAGCCCACGCCUUCCCUCCGGCCGGUCCCGGCCCCCCCAUCCGUGCCGGCGGUCGAGGCUUUGAGCGUCCCCCGGGCCUCUCCUUCCCCCCCGUCCACGCCUCUCUCCCCCUGCCUCCUUUCUUGGCCGAUUCCUUCCUUUGCCGUCGCCUCCUCGCCCCCGCCCGGCGGGACCUGGAGGACCGGCCGGGCCCAGGCCGGGUCAGAGGUCAGAGGUCAGGGGGGAGAGAGAGACAGAAGACCCAUCGCCAGCUCACCACCAGGAAUUCAUUUGCAAAGCAAUGCACAAGCACCUUUGACACCAUGACAAUCAUUAGGCAAAGGAAAGGAAUAAAAGUCACUGAAGUUGCUGAAGAGCAUCUGAAACAAGAGAAAAAUGUGAAGAGUGAAAAGAAAUUGUCAUGUGUACAACUUUGUACAGGCAGAAGAUUAUGGAAGAUUCUCUCAUUUUCAUUUGGUGGAACAGUUGCACUUUUCCUUGGACUUCUUACUUCUGUCUACCUAGCAACUCUACAUGAAAAUGAUUUAUGGUUUUCAAACAUUAAGGAAGUGGAGAGAGAAAUCUCAUUCAGAACAGAAUGUGGACUGUAUUACUCCUACUACAAGCAAAUGUUGCAGGCUCCAACUAUUAAACAAGGUUUUCACGGAUUAAUGUACGACAAUAAAACAGAAUCCAUGAGGACGAUUAACAUCCUUGAGCGUAUGAAUGUUUAUCAGGAGGUGUUGCUCAGUGUUUUAUAUAGAGUUCUACCCAUCCAGAAAUACUUGGAGCCUGUUUAUUUUUAUAUCUACACUUUGUUUGGACUCCAGGCUGUCUAUGUCACAGCUCUUUAUGUAACCAGCUGGCUCCUUAGUGGAACGUGGGUAUCAGGACUAUUAGCAGCCCUCUGGUAUGUUACAAAUCGAAUAGAUACCACAAGAGUUGAGUUUACCAUUCCACUGAGGGAGAAUUGGGCAUUGCCAUUUUUUGCUGUUCAGAUAGCAGCAAUUACGUUUUUACUGAGACCACGGUUACAACCUCUUUAUGAAAAACUGACGCUUCUUGCGGUAUUCAUAUCCACAUUUCUCUUUAGCUUGACGUGGCAAUUUAAUCAAUUUAUGAUGCUGAUGCAAGCAUUGGUGUUGUUCAUCCUGGACUGCCUUGACAUACUUCCUACAGCAAAGGUUACCUGGCUUUAUAUUAUACAAGUGGCUGGUUUACUCCUGGUGUGCAUAUUUCAAUUUUUUAAUGCCAUGAUUCUUGGGUCAUUACUUAUAAGUUUUAAUCUUUCGGUGCUGAUAGCAAAAAAGUUUCAGAAAAAUCUGAAAACAGGCAGUUUUGUGAAUAGACUUGGAAAACUUUUGCUCCACUUGCUUCUGGUAUUAAGUUUGACACUCUUUGUCAAUAAUUUUAUUAAGAAAAUUCUCAAUCUUCAAUCAGAUGAGCACAUAUUUAAGUUUCUCAAGGCAAAAUUUGGAUUUGGAGCAACAAGGGAUUUCGAUGCGAAUCUGUACCUAUGUGAAGAAGCUUUUGGGCUGCUGCCAUUAAAUACAUUCGAAAGACUGUCAGAUACUCUACUUUUUUAUGCUUACCUAUUUGUCCUCUCCAUUAUGAUGAUAGCAACUGUAGUUGUUGCUUUUCAGAAUCUCAGUGAUUCCUCCAAUGAACGAUCCGUCAAUAAAAUGGGAAAAUGCACAAUCAUACUGAAGCCUGGAACUGCCUAUAACUUAAUUCACACCAUUCUGUUUGGGUGCUUGGCUUUUAGUACAAUGAGAAUGAAAUACCUUUGGACAUCACAUAUGUGUGUGUUUGCUUUUGGAUUGUGCAGUAGUGAAGUUUGGGAAUCGUUCUGAAGUUGGUCCAUCUCUAACACAAAGAGGAUGAAAGUGAUGAGAUAUUCAGUCCCAUUAUUGAUACUGCUCUAUCUUUGCUAUAAGUUUUGGCCAGGAAUAAUGGACGAGCUGUCAGAGUUGAGAGAAUUCUAUGACCCAGACACAGUGGAGCUCAUGGACUGGAUAAAGUCAAAUACUCCGAGGAAAGCUGUAUUUGCUGGCAGCAUGCAGCUAUUAGCAGGAGUCAAGCUGUGUACGGGGAGGAUCUUAACCAACCAUCCGCAUUAUGAGGAUAAAGGUCUAAGAGAAAGAACGAAAGAGGUUUAUCAGAUAUAUGCCAAGAGAGCGCCGGAGGAAGUUCACAGCCUGCUGAGGUCCUUUGGCACAGACUACGUGAUCUUGGAAGACAGUAUCUGCUACGAACGAAGACACAGCAGAGGUUGUCGCCUUCGGGACUUGCUGGACAUAGCCAAUGGACAUGUAAUGGACGGUCCAGGUGAGAACGAACCCGAUCUGAAACCUUCAAUGCACCCUCGCUUCUGCGAAGAAAUCAAAAGGAACCUGCCUUCCUACUCUGCGCAUUUCAUUCGAGUGUUUCAGAACAAAACAUUCCACGUCUACAAACUGUCCAGACACAAGUGAUGUUACUUCCCAGCAACUCCCGAUUCUGAUGCAGGUGAAAUUCCUUUAUUAUGAGCCUGUUAAAAAACAGUCUCUGGGUAACAAGGUGGCAUUGAGCUCUAAUGGGCUGCUUUCCCCUGUUCCAAUACAGCCUAGUACCAACAUCAGAAGGCUUGUUCAAACUGAAUUUCACCAGCAGUAUAAUGCUGUGACUACCUUAGCAACUACUAAAUAAGUUUACAGAAAUAUUAACAUAUUGAGAGGAAAUCGUUUAAAUGGAAUUCCUUUUUCUCACCUGUAAUUCUGCGUUGGCAUUCAUCAGUCAGUCAGUUUGUGAACAGCAGUUUCUGUCAAGGACCCAGAGCCCGCUGGUUUUCGGGGGAAGCACGUUCAGGCUGAAGCAUUUUGGGCAGGAUUAAUCAUAGAGUUCAGGCUCUGGGAUGCUUCUGUUUGUUGAGGUGGGAGUGUGUGGCCUUUCAACUGUUCUCUUUUGACAUUUUGAGGGCCCAUGUAAAAAUGGCUGCUGUUUCCCUUCCUUAUCUGUACUUCAAACACUUUAAAAUAAUGCCUAUUUUCCUUCCCUUUUAACUUUGAAUAAUUCUGUAUUUGCUAUGUAUUUCUUGAGACAUUUUCAUUGAAAUCUGUUUAUAAUGGUCAGCACUUUGGUAAGAUUGUUUUGAGUUAAAAGCAGAGUUUUCAAACACUGGAGCAUAAAGAUUACAACUGAAGAAUGUGUGGUCCUUAGAAUGGCCCCCCGAAAAAAGUGUGAUUGGUUUCAUAGUGAAUUUAGAUGGAAUUGCUCUGGCUCUUUUAUUUAGUCAUUUCGAAGGUAAUUAAUGCAUUUAUGAAUUUUUUUUUAUUCUGUUUGUAACUUUUGUAUUUUGCUUCCUAGAAAUUUGCAAAUUCUGUGUCUAAGUGCCAUGACUAGGUUCUCUCACUCACCAUUAGGGUAUUUUUUAGGACAGGCCUUCCGGCUUCGUGUAGACUUUGACUUGUGUCGUCUCCAAUCUCAGUGAGGCCCCCGCCACUGUGUUCUUCUUCCUGGGAAGAGCUGAGAGUUAGUGAAGGUCCAACCUAGAACCGAAAUGCUUAUGAGCAUUUCUAGAGCGCUGCAUGAACAAGACUUCCUGAUGAUAAGUACUGUUACAGUAAAUUUCUAAUGAUGGGAAAAUUUAAAAGCAUAUGGUGCUUUUAAUUAAUUGGAGAUGGUAAUGAGAUUAAGUUUCACCCCUGCGCCGCACUCCAAUUACAGAUGAUUUAACAACUUUCCCCUUGAAGUUGCGCUGAGAUAGAAUUACCAAGGGGAGUGAAAUGAAUCUGUCACCCAUUCAAAUAAUUGUAUAUUCCAUAAAUACUCAUUAAGAACAACUCCAAAUCUUUCUGCCCCUUCAUGUUGAACACAAAAAGGAAAGUGAGCUUUUAUCAAAACUUAUUUAAAUCAAAUGUUGGCUGUGGUUGGGUUAUUAAAUUGCAACUCCAUCGCCAUUUCUCUCUUACGUCCCUUAAUGAGGUUGGAGACCACUACAGUUUAACACGACAAUAAUAAAACAUCUUAAUCAGUAUUAAAACUUUAAUUAAGCCAGUAAUGAUGCAUGGCUGUUUCAGCUGACAGCAUGGGUCAGUACAUCCUUUAGAGAGUGCCUUACAGUAAUUGAAAUCAAGCACAUGUAAGGUACAUGGUGGUAGAAUAUGGUGGUUUCUUUUUACUUUUGUGUCUUUUGCACUUACUUCCUGAAAAUUCACUUUUAGUAUUCCGCUUUGGGUUGUAGAUACCGGGCUGAAAAAUUGUACGCAAACCUUGAUGUUAAACAUUUAAAACAUAGCUGGUGUAGAAUGUUUUUUUUCCAAGUGACAGUAAUGUCUCCAAAACAUUCAGUGUAGUUCCCCACGUUUCAUGAAAAAUAUGAAGUGCCAAAAAUUUUUGCUAGAGCCCAUGAACUCCCACCCUGAGGAAAUUUUGCUCAUUUAUAUCUACUGAAAACACUGUGACCAUGUACAAUAGAACUUUUUACUUUUUACACACCAAAUUCCUUAGAGGAUCAUAUGGGGCAUAUUUGGAGUGUUGAGGUUAACGUAUGCAGAAACUCACAGAGCCUGGCUGAUGGGCAGAAGGAGGAACUAGAGAAAUUAAGUCAUGCCCUCUGUUUCCAUCCCUGUCACUGCCCUGGAGCAAGUCCCUUGAGUGCUGUAGGCAACAAUCCCUCCUCCCAAAGACAGCAUGAGGCUUUAGGAAUGUUUCUGGGAAUCCUUAAAAUGGCAAGGGGCUUUCUGUGCACAAGUCGGUUUCCUGAUUUUGCACCCUUUCUGCCACCUUUUCUUAAAAAAAAAUCCCGGCUCAUUUCAGCAUUUCUUCCUGGAGCACCCUUCAUGCUGGCAGUGAAGAAGGUAGGAACAGAGCCCUUACCUGGCCCCUAACAAAAAAAAAAAAAAAAGACUACUGUUCAUGAGAACAGUCAGACAUCUUACCGCCUUCUUUCACAAGUUCAGGUCAGUGCACACAAUUAUUCCCUUUCAAAUAUGCUAUGUUCCUCUAUCCCAUGUAGGACAGGGACCAUGUCCAACCUAGUUAUCUUGUAUCUACCCCUGCACUUAGCUUGGCACCAUGUAAGUGUUUAACAAAUGCCACAAGUAUUAUUGGUAUUUUUCAGAAAGAUGUUAACUGCAACUUAUUAACAUUCCCAGGUAACCUAAAUGUCUGACAUAGAAACAGUUUGGAGUUCCCAGGAGGUGGAUAGGAACCCAGAUUGCCCAGUCUUAUUAACCAUUAACCCUGCCCCUAGUUUACCUGCAGCACAACCUUUAGGCCAGGGAGACCUCAGCUUCUGUCUGGUCACGGAGAGCGUUUUCUCGGUGAGAGGGGAGCCCGUCAGCUUUCCUAAGGCCGAUGGUUUUCUGGUUUCAACAUCCUAUGGGUGAGAUCUUAUAGAAAACUAUUUUAUAAUUUGUUGUACUGAACCACGUGAAUAUUGUAUACUAAAUAAAGUCAUGUCCUUUGGCAAUCA
Molecule: messenger RNA, 5564 nt
Organism: Ornithorhynchus anatinus (platypus)
Lineage: Eukaryota; Metazoa; Chordata; Mammalia; Monotremata; Ornithorhynchidae
Gene: DPY19L3
Product: dpy-19 like C-mannosyltransferase 3
Cellular component (GO): nuclear inner membrane
Molecular function (GO): mannosyltransferase activity
Source: RefSeq, a predicted model, not a curated record